UCUUUUACCUUAAAUUCUGAUCAGCCGCCUGGCUUUGAAAAAAAUAUCAAAUUUUAAACAUAAUAUAAAAAUUUGUAGGUUUUCUUUCGAAUUUUUAUGAAUAUAGGAUUUUAAAGCGACCAUGAACACCAUAUUUCGAUCGGUUUUGAAUUAUUUAAGAGGCAAUAUUAUUAGGAGCUACCUGGUUGUCCUGCCCGAUCAUGGCCGUAUACAAAAACAACUGAAACUCGAUGAUUUGAGGCACGAAAUUGGCCUGAUGGACAGCCAUUACCUUCAGCUUUCAAAGGAACAGAAACGUGUGGAACAUAUGCUCACUGACCUAACCCGGUGCAUCCGUGGCCUUGAAUUUGAUGUGAAACUAAAGCGGGCCAAGAGGAAAGCCAAGGAAAACACUAAAUCAAAGCCCAAUGCCCCGUCAAGCGAUAAGAAACCACCCAAAGUCGGUGAUUUCAGGGAAAGCAAAAUCCCCCCGAGGGCUUCCCCCUGAACA
Drosophila serrata is the source of this 490-nucleotide messenger RNA. RefSeq lists its product as uncharacterized. The record is from RefSeq and is a predicted model, not a curated record. Lineage: Eukaryota; Metazoa; Arthropoda; Insecta; Diptera; Drosophilidae.